This is a messenger RNA of Lichtheimia ornata, 2316 nucleotides long. RefSeq lists its product as uncharacterized. The coding region runs from base 1 to 2316 and encodes 771 amino acids. The transcript has 12 exons. Gene Ontology annotation, biological process: protein desumoylation. Gene Ontology annotation, molecular function: SUMO-specific endopeptidase activity. The record is from RefSeq and is a predicted model, not a curated record. Gene Ontology annotation, cellular component: cytoplasm; nucleus. NCBI's taxonomy places the organism in Eukaryota, Fungi, Mucoromycota, Mucoromycetes, Mucorales, Lichtheimiaceae.
AUGUUCAAACCACCAAAGUCCAAAUCAAUAUCCAGUCAGGGAUCGUCGCUAUCCAAAUCAGAUUGCAGUCCACAGCGAUUUCCUCCAGUCCAGUCAUUACGAAAGUCGGGACAAUCAAAAGGAACACCCAUUGGCGUACCCUUUAACGAUCCUACUUCUGGACGAGUCAUUGAAAGAUACCAAGAAGUUCGAGACUAUUUUCCUACUAAUCUUCGUGGAGUGAGACCCAAAAGGUAUGGUUCGCACGGUGCCAUUCUUGAAUCAACUUCCGGAUCUUAUCCAUCCUCAACUUCCGGUAGCAAUGGUGGAAGGACGAAUCACUCGCUUCUCCCUCAUCAUCAUCGUCAACAACAUGACAACCGCCCUAUCAAAAAGGUGCAUCAACUAAAAUCGAAGGAUUCCAGUCUUCAAUCCAGUCGAUCUUAUCGAGAUGAUACCCAUCGAGAAUUACCUUCAGCAUCGCCAUCAUCAUCAUCAUCAUCACGUCGAUACAAGAAGAACCACCAACAACGAUCACGUCCUCGGCUACACAAUGAAGACAUCAUCCUAAGCUCUGAAUCCGAUAGCGAAGGCAGUGAUGUGGAUCUUUUCAGGCCCCAGAACAACAACAACAAACAGACUUCGAGCAAACGACCUACUCUUUUCCCAUCCUCAUCCACCAGCACAUCACGUAGCAGUAACAAGGCACGCAAAUCGACAUUGAAUGAAAAGGAUCUCAUGGUGAUUGACGAUGACAGCAGUGAUCAUGGACAUCCAGUAUCAACUUCUUCGCCUUUUAGCCUCAAAACACCACCAAGAACAGAGCAAUCAGCACCCUCUUCUUCCACCCACAAAGGCAAACAACGAUCUCCUUCUCCAGCUACAUUAUUUGAAAAAGAAGCAACUUCAUCCAAGCCAAGACGCGGACACAACGGCCAUGGAAUUAUAUUACGUGAUGAUGACGACGAUGAUUUCCAAGCACACAAGAAGCAAAAAAGGGAAUCACGGUCGCCUGAACUAUUUCAAAGCGAAUCAUCACGAAGACGCAGCGAGUCGAUUGAUCGUAUUGGGAAAGCUGUGUUCAUGUCAGUGGAUGAAGAGAUGGAUCAUUUGUUGAACAAUGGGCCUACACGCGAUCUAAGAGACAGCCCUCGAUUUUCAUCCGGCAAAUUCAAUGCUUUCAAAUCACCCUCAUCGUCGCUAUUUUCAAAGGCACCACCACCACUACGAGAGCAUUCAAGCAAGGUCACAUUGAUUGAUAGCGAUGAAGAAGAACCAGCAUUGCGACGACGUGGUAUUUCUGUACCCAAGUUGGAUGAUGAGGAUUCUGGAAAGGAGGAAGAGAUCCAUUGGCUACAAGAGGAUGAAAAGAAAGAAGACCAAGAGCAGAGAGGCAGCAGCAGCAACAACAACAACAAGCAGAAACGAAAGAGCAAGAGUGAUGAUGAGGAUGAUGGCGGUGAAUACUCUGAAGAUGCCAAGCCGACGACUGUCACCAAAAAGAAACGAAGCUUGUCCAAAGGCAAGCCCUAUACCCAAUCUGCCACACGAUCAUCACGACGCUUAGCAGCAAAACAAGAGCCAUUAUGUAUCAGCAUUGAUGAAGAUUCUGAUGACCAAGCAAUCCCUGUACAAACCAUUUAUGCUACCAGCGAAGAAGAACAACCCAUGUGUCGAUAUCCACCCAUCGGCUCAGGCGGUGUUAUUUUAUACCCUGCAGACUAUAAUCGACUCGAGAAGGAUGAUUUCCUCAAUGAUACUUUGAUUGAAUUUUAUCUCCGGUGGUUGCUGGAUCAAUCCGGAACAAGAGCCGAUGAAAUCUACAUUUUCAGUUCCUUCUUUUACGAACGCUUAUCAAAUUCCAGAAGAGGUGACCCAUACGAGGAUGUGAAACGCUGGACACGCAAGGUUGAUGUCUUUAGCAAGAAGUUUCUACUUGUACCGGUGAAUGAAAACUUGCAUUGGUACUUUAUGAUCAUUGUGAAUCCUCAAGCAUGCACUGAACAAGAUAGUGAGCACGUCACACGGAUAUUUAUUUUGGAUUCAAUGGGAGGAAGGCAUAUGCGUGCUGCAAAGACAUUGAAUGCAUGGCUCAAGUGCGAAGCAAAGCAUCGACUCAACCUCAAUGACAAAGACGUGAAGAGUGCCCGUAUUGUCCAUGCAGAGGUCCCACGACAAAAGAACGCUUACGAUUGCGGGGUUUAUUUACUUCACUCUGCAGAGGUGUGCAUCAACAACACUGAGAUCUUUGAGGAUAUCUUGCUGAAGGAAAAACCAGAUGAUGCAGUAUGGCAGAUAGACGAACUAGUCGGACAGUCGGCCGAUAGACGUGGGUAA